Penicillium coprophilum is the source of this 1686-nucleotide messenger RNA. RefSeq names its product putative tRNA-specific adenosine-34 deaminase subunit Tad3. NCBI's taxonomy places the organism in Eukaryota, Fungi, Ascomycota, Eurotiomycetes, Eurotiales, Aspergillaceae. Gene Ontology annotation, molecular function: catalytic activity. Bases 1 to 1686 code for a protein of 561 amino acids. The transcript is spliced from 3 exons. The record is from RefSeq and is a predicted model, not a curated record.
AUGGACGUCGAGAAGACAGUCAGGGACCUCAAACCUCUUGAUGGACAAGUGGUCCCUAUUCGAACAGUCCAAGAGACAAGGCCACCAGAAGAAUUCGGCAAUGCCUUCGUUGCAGAAGUAAAUGUGAAGUCUGCAUCCAAAGUGAUCAAGGCUCUCGACGCGGCUUUCCCCAAAGACCCUUCCCUUCCUUUAUCCCACCUACGUCGCUUCGCCAAAAGAGAACUACUCCCAGAUCCACUGAGAGCAGCAAUUGAAAGCCAGAGCCCUCCUCCAGCGGCGCCAGCGCAAACUAUCUUCGUCCUCAUAUCACCACCGUUGCCUGAUCUCACCACACUCAAGGCUCUGCUCGCCCCAUUUGCGCCAGACACGGCGCCGGUCGCUACAAACGAUUCUCCAAAUACAAAUGAAGUGCCCGGUGAAGCUUCACAUCCCGAUCCUUCCGCCCCUACUAUUCAACUCCACCCUGCCACAAUCCCGCUCUGCCCUCCCUUCAACGCAGCUCAAGCCGAGACAUGGACCAAGACCCUCUGGCCAGUCGUAUUCAACCCAGCCGCACCCCGCUCAACUGUCGCACCACCUCCUCAAAUCUUAAAACGCGCACAAGAAUCCAUUGAACCCCGGGCAGGGUACUACCUGUCCCUGGCGCGCAAAGUAGCAGAGGAAGCAGAACAAUCCGGCCUAGGCCGCGGCGUAGGCGCAGUGAUAGUCGACCCUGCCAUUGAUGAAGAAAUAACCGAGGCGGGCUAUGAGGCCGGAUGUGACACUACAACAGAAUGGGAUCAAGCAGUUCUCGCCGUUGCCGGCGAUGCGCGAUACUCCCGAUCCGAGGCGGGUGCACCAUCCCAGGCCCGGCUGCACGCCGGGGUAGCGCCAAACCCAGCGAGCAAGAUAUACAACGCGGAUGUUGAGGGUGGGCCUGAACUGCACGCACUGAUGCGUGCUGUCGAUUUGAUUGCUCGCUGGCGGCGAGAACACGAUCGUCUUGACGACUCGUCCGCAUCAACGACUACCGCGGGUCCAUCGAAGCCAGAACUAGAACAGCCAGAGCUGAGCGCUCUGGAAUCAUAUUUCUUAUACCGCCACCGUCCUGUUACAUCUGUUACAUCCACCAACAUCUCCAACUCACCCCAAUCUCCGUCUUCUCCAUUGAAGAGGAAAUACCAAGACCCCAACCCUGAAUCCGACCUGACCAUCGACCCCUCUACAGACCCUUCCCAAUCCCAGCUGCACCACCCGCCUCUCCCAGCUCCUCCCCCAUCUACCGUGGUACUUGCGGGCUCUUCUACCCCGGCCAUAACGCCUGCAGCUCCGCGCAUUCGCACUCGCUCACAGGGUGGUUACCUCUGCACAGACUUGGACGUCUACCUGACCCAUGAGCCGUGUCUGUGUUGCUCUAUGGGCAUGCUUCUUUCCCGGUUCCGGUCUGUCAUCUUCCCUAGACAUGGGAGGUUAGAGAGUGGUGGCCUGUCUUCUGAGCCGGCUGUUGGUCCUGUGGCCGAUGAGGUUGAUCAGGCUGCAAAGGCUGAAAAUUCUGCAGUUGGUGGACAAGACGAGAGGAUGUACUAUGGGCUACAUUGGAGGAAAGAGUUGAACUGGAGGGCUCUUGGAUUUGAGUUUGUGGAAAAUGGGGGUGUGGAAGUGGAAGUGAAGGGCGAGAAGGCUGGAUUGCCAGUCUUCCAUGCUUGA